UAACAAUGGUUUACCCGAAAUCUUUGGUUUUACCGAGAAUUGAUGACAGCCCGCCGAUCCUUUUCGUAGACAACAUCCUUCAUUCAACAAAACUAGUGCAUGAUAUUCGCCGGCAGCGCGAAAUCGCCAGGGAGAACAAAGAGUUGCUUAAACGAAUCAACCGAAUAUGUAGAACCAAGGGUUUCCUGGGAGUGAAAUAUGAUUAUAAAUCGAAGAAAAUGGUAAACUGGGAAGCACGUGAACAGGAAGCAAAACAAAUUCAGCGUGCAAAUUUGGUACUACUCGCGAGGAUUUUAAACGUUCGACCUGAAAUAAUAAGAUCUGAACAGGAAAAAUCUUAUCGGAAUCUACUCCAAUACCGUGGUAUAUGUGCGAAGCACUCUAAGCAAAAUUUCAAAGACAUUCGAAAUGCGGAAACCAUCACUGACUCUCACAGCAUCAAGAUGGAAUUCUGUGAACACGAUGACCGACGGCUAGGAUGUAUCAAAAUACGAAUGUAUAAAACCAAUGUUCAUGAGUAUAUGCUGAGCGAAGGCAUUAAAUUCAUUAGGGGAGAGAUUUAUCAUAUUUAUAAGGAUCAGUACAUCGUAAUUCGUGGUCACUUUUCCGUAGACAACACUUUAAAUGAACGUAAAAAACAACUAAUUGAAAACGUUAAAAGGGGAUCUUUUGUGAGAGCUAUUUUGAAUGAUCAACCGGCAUUGCUAAUAACAUUAACAUUUUUCAAACGAUUGGCCAAUUGUCAACUUUUGGGCCAAGUUGUACCAACGAGUGACGCAUUGCUAAAUCUUUUGAACUACUAUGGGACGACUUAUGGGAGAUUGUUGGAACCUAUUUGUUUCCAAAUUAAAACGCAAAAUACAAAUUGA
Molecule: messenger RNA, 869 nt
Organism: Toxorhynchites rutilus septentrionalis
Lineage: Eukaryota; Metazoa; Arthropoda; Insecta; Diptera; Culicidae
Exons: 4
Coding region: 6-869 (287 amino acids)
Source: RefSeq, a predicted model, not a curated record